GUUCGAAGUUGUAGUCCGUUGUGGUGUUCGUCAUGGAUAACAGUGAUUCGGAAAAAAAAAAGAAAAUUAAUGAAGUGGACUUGGACGAAGUCUUGCCAAUCAUCGGGGAGUUUGGACGAUAUCAAAAGUUAUUGUUGUGGCUCGUCUGUCUGCCCGCAUGUAUACCGUGCGGUUUCGGAGCGUUCAACCAACUGUUCAUGUCCGACGUUCCCCCACAUUGGUGUUCGGAACCACAGCUGUAUAAUUUCACUGCGGAACAGAGAAAACGAAUUUAUGAACAAAGUAACGUCACUCAAGUAAAAAAUGGAUGCAUGCGGUAUGCAGUUAAUUGGACAGAAGUCUUGGUGUCUUCCGAAGUCCACGGAAAUUUGGAACAGUUGGUGAACGAAAGUUGGCCGUUGGAGAAAUGUAACAGUUGGGAAUACGAUACGAGUUUCGUACAGUCUUCAAUUGUAAUCGAUUUUGAUUUGGUCUGCGAACAUGACAUAUACCCGACGGUUGGAUUAGCAGCUCUAAACUUAGGAGGACCUAUUGGAGUGUAUUUUUUCGGUGUGUUGAAUGACAGAAUCGGAAGGAGGAAAUCGUAUUUUUUGUGUCUGGCUACAUUAAUUGUCGGUAGCUUGUUAACGGCUUGCGCAAUGAAUUUCUGGUGGUGGGCCAUGUCCAGAGUAAUCGUAGGUCUGACUAUACCGGCUGUUUAUCAAAUACCAUUUAUUAUAUCUCUGGAACUCGUCGGACCUAACUACAGGUCGUUCAUUACCGUGAUGACGUGUAUGUUCUACACACUCGGCCUGGUGUUGUUGUCCGGCGUUACUUACUACGUGCGAAAUUGGGUGUACUUGGCGUUGGCGACGUCCACCCCGUUCACACUGUACUUUAUAUACUGGUGGUUCCUACCGGAAUCGCCAAGAUGGUUACUGGCCAAAGGCCGGAUUGAAGAGGCGCUGAAAAUACUCGAAACCCUGGCCAGGAUCAACGGGACCGUGCUCCCAGAGUCGUUCAAACAGAAGCUGAAGCAAAAAAUGAUGAUGCAACGCACACUGAGCGAAGAAAAACGUUUGAAAGAAGGGCCUGGGGUGUUGGCCCUGUGUAGGACGCCGAACAUGCGGUUAAAGACCAUUCUGAUAACGUUCAACUGGUUUGCCAACGACAUGGUGUAUAUUGGACUGAGUUAUUACGGUCCAUCGUUGGGACAAAAUCAAUACUUGAGCUUUCUGCUGUCGUCCGUCGUGGAAGUGCCUAGCUGCCUGGUAUGUUGGCUGCUCAUGGACCGGUGGGGUCGCCGGUGGCCUCUGUGUCUGGCCAUGACGUUGAGCGGCAUCAGUUGCAUUGUCACCGUCACCUUGCCCCCAGAUGCUGUGAUCACUACCCUGGUUCUGUUUUUGUUUUCCAAGUUCACGAUAUCGGCUUCGUUUUUAAUAAUCUAUCCAUUUGCCGGUGAACUCUAUCCGACACAAUUGCGUGGCAUUGGAAUUGGAACCUCUGCGUACAUCGCUGGUCUUGGUUUGGUAUUAAUACCAUUUAUUAACUAUUUGGGACGUGAAAAUUUAGUUUUGCCGCUGUUGAUAAUGGGCAUACUAUCAGUGAUUGGUGGAAUCACCGGUCUCCGUCUUCCCGAGACAUUGCAUUAUAAGUUACCGCAGUCAGUUGAAGAGGGAGAAGAAUUCGGGAAGAACUGGACUAUGGCUGAUUGUAUAACCUGUGUUCCCAAAAGGCCGUCGGAGCAUUCGAAUUCGUACGAAGACCUAACUGAAAAACUGGAAAUGUCUCCUACGACAGAAACGACGGCAUUUGCAACAGGAAGUGGUGGUGGCAGGUCUAAAUUCACCAGACAACAGAGCACCAUGGAAACUCCAUUAGACUCAUCAGGCGUAGUCAAAAUGACUUGCUGGUUUUAGUUGAUAUGUUUGUUUUAUUUGAUUUAUAUCGUUUUCGUGUAAUAUAAUAUAGAUGGUCGGUGCCUAGAAUAGUGUGUAAGAUAAUCUACAUAAUAUGGCAUGUAGACAAGAAAAGGUUUUUUUUUAUAGUAAAAUCUGUUAAGAUUAAUGCAUUCAAUUUCAUAAAAAAUAUUUUUUUUUACUAAACUACCUAAUGACAAAAGUGUACCAACAUAAUAUGAUAACAUAAUAUUGUUACGUGGACUAAAAGAAACCAUUCAAAUUAGUUCAAAUGUGUUUAUUUUUAAAUUAUAAAUUGUGGCCAUUCAUUAUUUGGAAAAAGAACGAAUAUUAGUAAUUCAAAAAAUAAAUAUGACUAUAAAUAUUAAUAGAAUUAUACCUAUAUUAGUAUUUGUUUUCGAUGACAGCAUAAUACUUAAUAUUAUAAUCUGUAUAUUUACUUACAAUACAACAUAAUAUCCAAUAUCGUAUUAAUUUGUUAAUCAACAUUUAUCAGGACUUGCUUUAAACUGAUUCCGGGAGGUUAUGGCCCGGCUACGGAAUAUAAUAUAAUCAAUUCUAAUGUCCGUGCACGAAAUAAAUAUUUCUACGAAACCAAUAUAACUUAUAAAUAAAUGGAUUUUUAAAUUAUUUCGUUUUGCGUUUUGUUCAAUGAUAUUCUAUAAAUUACGUUUUGCGUUAUGUUUUGUUUAAUGAUAUAUUAUAAUAUAAUUUGUUAAUCGCGUUAUGUUUUGUUUUGCGGUAUUUAAUUAUUUUUGAUUAUCGCUUUUCGUUAUAAUUACGUUUACAAAUUCCAAUGGUUUUUUUGUCAAAAAUAACGUUAUUAUAACUUUUGCAAGCCCUGAAUUUUACCCAUCAACAAAAUUAUCAUUUAAAAAUUAGCCAGUAAUUGUUAUGAUACCUUUAGUUUAUUAUAUUACGUGCACUUUUAAAAUGUUUUCAUUAGGAAACAGAAUGUUUAACGGAAAAUUAUUAUUUCUAAACGAUGAUGUUUACCUAUUUAUAAGCUUUACCUUUGGAUUAGUAGACUACUAACAAUUGUAAAUUUGUAAAUAUGUUAGGUCUUAGGAAACUACUCCAUUACAAAAAAAUAGUCUGCUUCAGAAUGUGAAAUUAAAAGUCCCAAUUAUUUAUCGUAUAUAAUUAAAAAAAUAUGGCAAUAUUUAGAGAUAAUAUAUAUACAAAUUUGAACGAUUGAAAAAAACCAAAAACACAUUUGAUUUAAAUCUUUACAGAUCAUUGCAGCCAGCCAAUAAAAACAUGUUCAAUUAUAAUAUACUUAUUAUAUUGUAUCGUAAGGUAUCUUAAGUUUUAACGAUUGUAGUUAAUAAUGUAAUUAUUAAGGUGUUGAUAUUAUUAAACUUACAAGUUUAUUUACUGCGCACCUGAAUAAUGUAGUUUAGAACAGGUCGAUAUAAGAUAGUACGCAUAAGAUGAUAUUCAAGAUAAUAUUUAUUUUAGAUAAAUCGAUUCGCAGUAAUGAAUGUAUCUACUCAUUUUAAGUUACUCAAAAGUCAAUAUAUUAUGUCAUGUAUAUUUAAGUUAAAUAUUAAUUUAGAUAUAUACAUUAUACAUGUACAUAAUUAAUUUUGCUCUUAAAACAAUAAUAUACCAUGAUAAGUUUGCUUUAUUCUACGUUUCAAUUUAAGCCAUAAUGUUUCCAAUAAUAAGUAAUUGUGUAAAAAUCUACAGUACCCCCCCCCCCCCCCCCCCCCUACAGUACCACAGGCUAAUGACCUGAGCAGUCAAAGCCUUAACCCUAAUAAAAAAAAAAAAAAAAAAAAUAAGUAAUUACAUUGAAAUAUUAACACUAACCUAAUCAUAAUAUAUUUUGCAUAUUAAAAUUUUAAAUGCAAAAAUACGUUUGAUUUUUAAUUUUGAUUGACUUUGUUGAUAGACUUCCAUGAAUUUUGUAACAAAUAAUAAAUUCAAGAUUUUAGUUAUUAUUAUGACAUUUUAUAAUUGUUAGUAAUUAAAAACUUAUAUCACAAAUAUGAAGUUAAACACUAUUUUUACAAAUAUUAAAACUUAAAUUAUAUAGUUACUUUUUGUUCGUAAAAUUUGGAACGAUAGAAGAGUUAAUUUCUUAAAAAAUGUCAAGUAUUAUUGUUAUGACAUAAUAAAUAAUACAUAAUAUUAAAAUCAUAUUAGACUUCAAGAAAUUAGUAGUGUCUACCAAACCAAGACCUUUAGAGUUAAGAAUAAUAAAAUUAAAAAUAUUUUUAAUUCUUAUCAAAAAAUCAAAAAAGUAACGUAUCGCGUAUUUCUUAUACUAAUAAGUUUUUAAAUGUUACGGUUGCAGAGAGUAUGAUUUUAAAUACGCAAGAUCAAAAUUAUUUUGUUUUUAAAUUUAAGUAUUUCAAAUCCUUAUUACAAGAUAAUAAAUAAGAUAAAAUAUUAAAAAAUAAUAAUAAUACAAUAUAAAUACUAAAAUAUGUUCUGUAUUGGUUUACUGUUUUUUUUUUGAUAUAUUAUAGAAGUGAUCUAGUUAGAACUAUUGUUUUAUUAGC
Metopolophium dirhodum (rose-grain aphid) is the source of this 4408-nucleotide messenger RNA. Its product is annotated as carcinine transporter. The coding region runs from base 33 to 1898 and encodes 621 amino acids. Gene Ontology annotation, biological process: transmembrane transport. NCBI's taxonomy places the organism in Eukaryota, Metazoa, Arthropoda, Insecta, Hemiptera, Aphididae. Gene Ontology annotation, cellular component: membrane. The record is from RefSeq and is a predicted model, not a curated record. Gene Ontology annotation, molecular function: transmembrane transporter activity. The transcript has 12 exons.